This is a messenger RNA of Closterium sp. NIES-67, 64 nucleotides long. The record is from the annotation of a GenBank genome assembly. Lineage: Eukaryota; Viridiplantae; Streptophyta; Zygnematophyceae; Desmidiales; Closteriaceae.
AUCGAACUGCUCCCUUCUCGUUUUUACUAGGUGAUUCAUGGCUGCCUAGCCAAAUUACCAGAAU